CGGCAUGUUUUGCUCCUAACGCAAAUAUUGCCUCUCUCUCUCUCUCUCUCUCUCUCUCUCUCUCUCUUUAUCACUCUCUUUCACUCAACUCUCUCUCUCUCUCUCUCUCUUGCCCGCUUUCUUCAGUGCGAUCCGUUGCCUCUGUAGAUCUCUCGGGUGCGGUCUAUGCGCUUCUGUCAAGUGGAGCUAGAGUGGGAAUCGGCGAAAGAGAAGUAGAGGUAGGAGGGAAAAAGCUAAGAGGAGAAAAGGAAGAAAUCAGCUAUUCUCCUCUAUCAAUCGGUCAAUCUCAUUGAGAAAUUGAAACGAAAUCUAUCGUUCUCUAUCACGGAGUUUGCAUAUCGUCAGCUACAGACUAUCCGGUGAUGGAUCGUCGCAGUUGGCCUUGGAAAAAGAAAUCUGAAAAGGCAGUAGUUUUGACUGAUUCUGCCAGUGCAUCCUUGCCUAAUUCCAGUGAACUUCAAACAGAAAAGGAUGAUGCAAAGAAUGAGAAGUAUAUACAAAUUAAGAUGGAAUCAUACACCCAUCUUACCGGAUUGGAAAAUCAAGUGAAGUCAUUGACUGAGAAAUUGUUAUUAGCUGAAUCAGAGAUAGCUACAAAGGGUAAUCUAGUAAAGCAACAUGCAAAAGUUGCAGAAGAAGCAGUCUCAGGAUGGGAAAAGGCUGAAGCUGAUGCUUUGGCUCUGAAACAGCAUCUUGAAUCUGUCACAUCGCUGAAGCUUUCUGCUGAAGAAAGAGCACUCCAUCUUGAUAACGCUCUAAAGGAAUGCAUGAAACAGGUAAGGAUUGUGAAGGAAGAGAGUGAACAGAAGUUACGUGAUGUUAUCUUCACCAGGACAAAACAGUGGGAAAAGGCCAAGGCUGAGCUCGAGUCGAGAAUCACUGUUUUUGGGCAAGAGCUACAGAAGGCCUCUGCUGAAAAUUCAGUUCUUUCAAGAUCACUUCAAGAACGAUCUAAUUUGCUAAUAAAAGUUAGCGAAGAGAAAUCUCAGGCAGAUUCUCAGAUUGAAGUACUGAAGAAUGAUUUACACUCCUGUGAAAGAGAAUUAAGUUCGAUGAAAUAUGAACUUCAUGUUAUCUCCAAAGAGCUGGAGAUUCGCAACGAAGAAAAGAAUAUGAGUAUGAGAUCCGCAGAAGUUGCAAACAAACAGCACCUGGAAGACGUCAAAAAGAUUACAAAGCUGGACGCUGAAUGUCAACGGUUACGUGGUCUAGUUCGAAAGAAGCUGCCUGGAGCCGCUGCAUUAGCCCAAAUGAAACUCGAAGUUGAAAAUUCAGGCCGAGAAUCUGGGCAAAGCAGACUCCGGAAUUCUUCUGCACAUAUUUCUAGUCUACAUCAUAUAUCGCCUUCAGACGUUUCCCUUGAAAGCAUUCAGCACGCUCACAAAGAAAAUGAGUUCCUUACUGCUAGAUUAUCGGUUAUGGAGGAAGAGAUGAAGUUGCUUAAGGAAGCAUUAUCAAAGCGCAACGAUGAACUACAGGCUUCAAGAGACUUGUGCGCUAAACAAGCAAACAGGCUUCGCAGCACGGAAGCACAUGUACUAGCUCUAAGCCAACAGAAGAACUCCUCAAUAGAAAACAUUGAAAGUAACCCACCUAGCUUGACCUUCUUAUCUGAAGAUGGCAUUGGUAAAGAAGUUAGUUUUUCAGAGUCUUGUCCUACUGCACUAUAUUCAGAGGUUUCACACUCUAAGCAAGAGAAAAACUUUGACACAGUUAACACACCCGAGAACUCGAAUUAUUUGGAGCUUAUGGAUGACUUUUUGGAGAUGGAGAAAUUAGCAUGUUUAUCAACAGAGACAAAUGGCAAAAUCAGUAUGUCUAACCAUUCAGAAGCUGAUAAAGUGGAUCCAACUCCUUUGAGGCAUUCUAACAUACUGAAAUGCGCAGAUUCUGAAUUAUUAGAUUUGACCCUGGAACAUGCUUCAACUAAAAAAGAUCUUCCAUUGUUGAUACUUAAAUCAAGAAUAAAUUCCAUAUUUGAGUCUCAAGCAUACGGGAGUACGGCCAAAAAAAUUAUUGAGGAUGUAAGGCAUAUUAUUAAGGAUGCUCAGGAAGAAUUGCUCAAAGAGCAAAGUGAAUCCAUUGAUGACUUGGCUGAGCAAAAGUAUUGUCAUAAAUACAUUCAAGAAAUUAAUGGUGAUGGAACGUCUUUGAACAAUCAAUGUGCUAAAGUUGUUUGCCUUUUUGACCAGGAACUCAAGGAUGCCAUUUCCCAAAUUUAUGAAUUUGUUCUAUCACUGGGUAAAGCUGAAGCAGAAAUUCAAGAUAGUUCUAAUGAUUUUCUAAGGGUAGGCAAGAAAUUUGAGGAGUCUUUUGCUUCUAUAGACAAUGUCAUGUGUAACGAAGUAAAUUUGCAUGACUUCAUUUCAUCUCUCUCCCGCAUAUUGUGUGAAACCAUUGAUCUCGGAUAUAAAAUGCGGACUGUAAAAGGCAGUGAAAGGGAGAGUUAUGGUUCUGAUUGCGUUGGCAAAGAUACCUUGUUAAGGAAUGAAGUAACUCGGCAUGAAGAAAGUCUAUCAGGAGCAUCUUCGUUAGUUGCUCACACUUCCUUCAGUCCUCAAUUUGAAGGGUCCACUAAUGCUGGCUUCCAAAUAAAAUCCACUUUGCCGAUGUUGUCUCUAGAGAAUUUUGAUCAUCUGAAAAUUGAGAAAGAGAAUAUAGAGAUGGAUUUAGUUAGAUGCAAAGAAAUGCUGAACCAGACAAAUUUGGCUUUAAUUGAAACUCAACAACAAUUAACAGAGAUGAAAUCAGAGCUAGCUUCGUGUCAAAAGUUAAACAGCUUGGCUUCAACUCAGUUGAAAUGUAUGGUUGAGUCAUAUAAGAUUUUGGAAUCUCAAAAGGAGGAGCUGGAGGCUGAAAUAAGCCGUCUGCAUGCAGAGGUUGAAACCUUGGAUAAUGAGCUUCAAGAGGAAAGGCAUAGUCACCAAGAAUAUGUUACCAAAUACAAUGAACUUCAAGAGCAGAUAGACAGGAACUUGAAGUUUUCAGCUUGCACAUUUCCUUCAAAUGCUGAUGUAACAAAGACCAAACAGGAGGUCACAUACCCCAGGAGUGCUCUGAUACAAGCAUGGUUUAAAAUUGCGCAACAAGAGGCGGGCCUCAGCUCAAUUCAGGCCUUUUGCACAUCAAGGCUAACGCCUUGAACUUGAAACGCGAGGCAUAUGCCUCAAAUAAAUGAAGGCGCGCCUCGACUCACUUCUACUAGGCGUUCGCCUCAUAAAAAGGUAUUAUAUAAAAAAAAAUCUAAACCUACUAUGUAUUCUUAUUUCCUUCGUAUUCGACUUCGCCUGGCCACUUCGAACGUCAGCUCGUCGACUUCGCCU
Molecule: messenger RNA, 3323 nt
Organism: Dendrobium catenatum
Lineage: Eukaryota; Viridiplantae; Streptophyta; Magnoliopsida; Asparagales; Orchidaceae
Product: filament-like plant protein 4
Exons: 6
Coding region: 363-3143 (926 amino acids)
Source: RefSeq, a predicted model, not a curated record